This is a messenger RNA of Bombus impatiens (common eastern bumble bee), 2932 nucleotides long. RefSeq names its product cytochrome b5-related protein (gene Cyt-b5-r). Lineage: Eukaryota; Metazoa; Arthropoda; Insecta; Hymenoptera; Apidae. Gene Ontology annotation, cellular component: mitochondrion. The transcript is spliced from 6 exons. The coding region runs from base 278 to 1561 and encodes 427 amino acids. The record is from RefSeq and is a predicted model, not a curated record. Gene Ontology annotation, biological process: lipid metabolic process.
UCCAUAUUGUUCCAUUAAAAGCAGUCCGUUGAACAACGUAAUCAGGUUCAGUUUUAAUUAGUGUUACAGUAAAAACAAAGUAUCUUUUCGUGUAGUGAGUUACGUCUUCGUAAUGUGAUGAAAUAAAUAUCGUUGUUUGUCAAUAACUAUUAAACAGCAUCAAGUUAUUUGGAAAUAAAUUAGAAGAUUCAAUCACAAUCUACCAUAUUAGAAAGUUCUACAAGAAAUCUCUAUACACGAUUAACAUUUUGAUCAAUAAAAAAAGAAGAAGAAAGCAAUGCGGAAAUUAGAAAGUUCGAUACCGGGUUUCGAAAAUUUUCCUGGAAGAGAUGCUAAAUUUCAAACAGCAUACUCUUUUCUCGAAGCAAGAAGACAAGUAGACGCUGCGGAAGGUUUAUGGAGGAUUCGAAAUAAUUUAUAUGAUUUAGAAGGUUUUGCAAAAUUUCACCCAGGCGGAGCAGAAUGGAUUCGCCUGACCAAGGGUACUGAUAUUACCGAACUUUUCGAGUCGCAUCAUCUAACUGAUAAAGCUGCGAAACUGCUUCCAAAAUACUUGGUAAGAGAGGCAGUUUCACCACGAAAGCUGCCAUUAACGUUUGAACCGAAUGGUUUCUUUUCUAUUUUCAAAAAGCGUGCACUAGAAGCCCUAAAAGACGUGGAUUUUCAUCGGUCGUCGACAAAAACAAAUUUAUUCGCUGAUUUUUUUGUCAGUACUACCGUUUUACUUAGCCUCGCAGUAGCUUAUACGCAAUCUUAUUUAAUCAUCAUGCUUGCUGGAAUUUCUCUCGGGUGGACCACGGUUAUUGGUCAUAAUUAUUUUCAUAUGAGGAAUAGUUUUCGAAUGUACUACUUUGAUUUAAGCACAAUGUCGUCGAAGGAUUGGCGAAUAACACAUGCAAUGAGUCACCACAUGUACCCUAAUACCCUUUGGGACUUUGAAAUAUACUCGAUUGAGCCUUAUCUGUUUUGGUUACCAGAUCCUAAAAAAUCAUUACUGAAAGGUAUCAUCAGUCAACUGAUAAGUCCUAUCAUUUGGGCUUUAGCUCUUUACACACAAGCAAUCAAAAGAUAUUACUCUGUGUUCUUCGAAUAUAGAAAAUUCGAAUUUCGAGAUGCUGUACCUCUCUUUUUGCCCAUAUCGAUGUCCUUUCUCGCGCCAAGUAUUUUUGUAGCUGUGAAACUUUGGUUAUUAAUUAUAUUAACAGGCAGUUUUAUAUUUUUUAUGAUCGGUUUCAAUGCAGCUCAUCAUCAUCCCGAUAUCUUUCAUGAUGGCGAUAUAUACAGAAACGAUUUCGACUGGGGUUUGCUAGAAUUGGAUGCCGUAAGAGAGCGAACAGUGAUCGAUGACUCUGACUUUCUGGUGUUGACUAACUUCGGAUUACACGGUCUUCAUCAUCUUCUGCCAACAGUGGAUCACUGUUACUUGCCACUUUGUGAAGAAGCUUUUCAACAAACUUGCAAGGAAUUUGGAGUUAGUACUAAGAAGUUUACCCAAUGGGAGCUUGUAAAGGGACAAUUUAAACAAAUCCUACGUAAAGAACGGAAAAAGAAUAUUAGAUAGAAUAACGGAUAGGCUAUGAUUAAAGCGACGAUUAAAAGUAAUUUGUUUCUUGAGAGGGUCAGCGUCCACUUAACUUAAGAAGUAAGCACUAAUCACAUAUAUUAUUAGCAAUCAGUGAAUUCGUAUAACAAAUACGUGAUUUUGGAAAUACAUUUUUGAUAGAACACAAACAAUGCAUAAAGAAGUUGAGUUUGAUUCGAGUCGUCUUGCGCUAUGUUGUUCUCGUAAUUUUUAAUAAUUUUAACGUUGAAACUGUUUCGUAACUCCUACCUUUUCAUCCUUUCAAAUAUAACAUGACGAAGCUUUCUACAUUUUAAUUCUUAUAUAUACGGUUAGUCGCGAAGGUCUACAAACACCUGGCUAACCAAAGAAAUUGAAAAUGCACUUUGUCACAAUAUCAUUUAUACCUACAUAGCGAUACAAUUGUCAUUAAUGUUUUCCUAAAAGGAAUUAAAAACUCAAAAUAUCUGACUAACAAAAAUCUUGGGAUAGAGUUGCAUCAGAAAUGACAGAACCUUACAUUUUUUCGACGUCAAGGAAUUGUUGAUGUUCACGUAGGUGCCCCAGAAAAUAUUAUUAUAAUUAUUAAGCACGUUAUUUUUAUGAUUUCAUAUAGGUAUAACAGGUGCAUGCAAUUUUUGUAACACAUUGUAUUUUAUACACUUUUACUUUUUUCCUCCUACUAAGGGUGAAAGUGAAUAAGUUGUGUUACAUUCUGACAACGUGUGUCUUAAUGUGCCAAAAGGAUUCGUAGAGCUAAUGUUUUUACUAUGAUAUUUUAUACGCAUAUAAGGGGUGUAUGUGGAUUUUUAUGACGAAUAUAAAGGAAAUGAAUGAAAAAUUAUAGAUAGGUAUAUAUGUACCUGAAAGCGAAUGAAAAUCAACGGUAUAAAAUAAAAGAAAGUUGUUAGUAUUUGCUGCAUCGCAGACGAUAUGGCAAGAAACGAAUUAUGAGGCGAUAAUUAAAAAAUUCUAAAAAUUCUAAAAAUUAUAAACGAUUAGAAGGCUGGAGUAUAUGAAAUGACAAAUAUUGCGAUUGGUUCUUAAUUUUAUUUAUUGCUUAUUUAUUUUAAUAAAUACAUACUUCGGCUCUCUUUAUAAAUUACAAUUAACUUUAUAGGAUAGGGUUAUCAUUUCGAUGACGUAUAUAAUAAUGCGCGCUGACGUUCAAAUCCGUGACUAGCGUUAUAUUUUUAUUCAUUGUUUAUUUUUUUAUAACAUGUAAUCUUGUUCUUUUUUUUAUCGUUCCGUUUCUGUAAUGUGUAUAUCGUAUCUAUUUAUCGAUUCGUCCGCUUGAUACGCGCGUAUGCCAGUAUUGCACAUACUUUUCUUUUCUGCCACGUGUUCAUAAUACAACGUUUAAAAUUUCGA